This is a messenger RNA of Chelonia mydas (Green sea turtle), 4553 nucleotides long. It is a transcript of the gene FAM222A, whose product is annotated as family with sequence similarity 222 member A. Bases 1326 to 2651 code for a protein of 441 amino acids. The transcript is spliced from 5 exons. The record is from RefSeq and is a predicted model, not a curated record. NCBI's taxonomy places the organism in Eukaryota, Metazoa, Chordata, Testudines, Cheloniidae.
UCGCCGGAGCCGCGCGCCGGGCAGGAGGGGGAGCCGCGAGCGGGGCCGCCGGGCCGGGGAGGGGGCGCAGCCGGGCCCGGAGCCGCCGCUGCAGCCCGUGCGUGCGGGGCCCGCCCCGGUGCAUGCAGGAGCCGCCGCCGCCGCCGGAGCAGGCUGGGCGAGCGGGGCCGGAGCUGGUGCAUCCCCCCGCCGCCGCCGCCGCCCUCCUCCCCGCAGCCCGGGCAGGAGGCGCCGCAGCCGGGGCGUCCCCGGGGCGAGCCGGGGCUGCUUCCUCCUCGGCGCCCGAGCGGGGCUGGAGCUGCCGCGACCCCUCCGGAGCGGGGCCGCGGGCCGGCGGCGCGUCCUCUCCGGCCUCGGCCGCCCGGCGAUGAAGGGCUGACGGGGCGCGGAGGCGCCGGAGCUGCCGCUGCCCCCUGGCCGGCCGGUUUGCAGCGAGCGGAGCAGGCUGCGCAGAGGCGGGAGCCGCGCCGGAUCCUCGGGCUCUCCCGGGCGGCACACAAAGAAACCCCCUCCCUGCAGAGAGCGCGGGGACCCCCCAGGACCAGCCGCCCCGCUGCUGCGGGGCCCCCAGGAUGUAACCCGCCUCGCCCGCCCGUCGCCCUUCGUCUCUGCUCUGGAGGCUGCACGCGAGGGGGGGACCCCGCGACACGACGCCCCUGCACCCGCCGGAGCCACUCGCCCCCGGCUCCCCCCUGCUCCAGCGCAGCCCGCGGUCCGCUGCCCCCGGAAUAGCGACCUCCGCCCCGCCGCUGCCCCGGGAUGGGCCUUUCGUACCCGGCGUGACGCCCACAGCCCGCCCGGGCCCCGGGCCAGGAUUUGCCCUUUCCCCGGGCAGGAUUUGGUCGCUGUUGUCCGGGAUUUACCCCCCGCCCCCGCCGCCGGUUCAUGGCCGCGGGGCUCGCUCCGGCCUGCAGCGUCCUGGAGAGGCGGCGCCCGGCGCAGCGCGGAUGACUUGCAGCACAGACGAAGCAUAACCUAAUUAGGCGAGGAUGGUGGGGACGGGAGCCGCUGCAGCUUUAGGAGAUCACCGCCUUGAAUAGCUUCCCCAUCUGUCGACUGGAUAAUUGGUUGCAUUUGAAGUCUUUGUGAAAGCCUUUGAUUAUAGUAAUUUCAGCAGUGUGAUCUACCCUGGAUUCCUUCCUUAGAUUCUUUCACCGUUCAAGCCCUUGGGCCUGUAAUUACAUGAGCCAGUGCAGCUCUGCCUUGGUUUGCAGCGUAGCUGGGAAAGAGCUGGGCUAGUUGCCCUCUGGCUGCUGCCGCCCUGGGUCUGCGCAGCGUGAGGGUCUCCAGUCGUGACUCCAGCAGCGCUUGCCAACGCUUGGACCAUGUUGGCCUGUCUCCAGAGAACCCAGAACCCGCCAGCCCAGCACCUCGCAUGUCCAAACAAGACCCUGGAGCCGCGGAAGUGUGAAACGGCGGCCUCCAUGCAUUCCCCACGCUACCCCAGCCCAGCCGAACUGGACGCCUAUGCACAGAAAGUCGCCAACAACCCCCUAACGAUCAAGAUCUUUCCCACCAACAUCAGGGUCCCCCAGCACAAGCACCUUAACCGGACGGUCAAUGGGUACGACACGACAGGGCAGCGCUACAGCCCCUACCCCGUGCAUUCCAGCGGCUACCAGGGCCUCCUGGCCAUCGUAAAGGCCUCCAGCAAAAGCAUCGUGAAGAACUCGGAGGGCAAGCGGACUAAGAUGUCUCCAGCGCAGGUGGCCAUUGCCCCCUACCCAGUGUCAAGCACUUUAGCGCCAGGCCUCUCGUGCGCCGGGCACUUGAAUUAUCACAGUACUCAGAAGCAGCUCGACGCUCCGGUCCCCCCAAACGUGACCGUAGCUACGUCCGUGAUCCCGCUUGCAGGCCGGAACCUGACCCUGCAGCAGUCCAACUUGCCCUCUAUCCAGAGCAUCAUCUACCAGAUCAAUCAGCAGUGCCAGGCCCAGGGCUCCCAGCAGGCCUGCCAAGGGGUAGUGGUGACCAACCCCAGCCCCGCCAAGCACGGCGCGGCCAGUGGCUUCGCUAGCAUGGCGACGGCGGGUGCUGCCGUGGCCUAUGCCGGUGCCGUCCUGCCCGACUGCCGCAAAGGGGCAGAACUCGCCAUAAGCUCCAACCCGGCCAUGACCGUCGGCCCCAAGGCCGGCCUCUACCCGGAUGGCAUGGAUUACCUUCUCUGGCAGCAGAAACAGCAGCAGCUCCGAAUGUACAGCGGGGGCAGCGGAGGGGGGGGCGCUGUCAGCAAGUCCCCGGAGACAUGUGCGGGGGUCUCACGCCCCUACACCCUGGCGGGCGCGGUGGAGAAGGUCAGCUCCUCCCCUUUGAACUGUGUGGGCAUGCACGGCAACUUCUCGGUGGGCCAGUAUUUUGCCCCCCCUUGGAACAGCAUCUUGGUCACCCCCAACAGCGACUGUUACAACCCCCAGGAGCUCGCCAACGGGCACCGCGAGCUCGGAGUGCCCCCCUCCGAUGGCCUGUCCAGCAAAACGCUCUGCAAUACCUCCAUCCUUAGCAGCAGCCUCCAGUCGCUGGAGUAUCUCAUCAACGACAUCCACCCGCCAUGCAUCAAAGAGCAGAUGCUGGGCAAGGGCUACGAGACAGUGUCUGUGCCAAGACUCUUGGACCAUCAACACGCCCACAUUCGCCUGCCCGUCUACAGAUAAGAGCCUGACGCUGCUUUCCAAACAAAGGGCCACGGUGGGAACUUGACUGGUAUCCAUUCUCCUCUCCGGUACCGCCAGGGUCUGUGGCAAAACAAAGCGAGGGCUGGGGAGGGGGGGGUUGGUUAACGAAAGGGGCUGGGGGCCCCAAAGACGCUGGAAUUAAUUGGGGUCGUUGAACUGGAUACACCUGAAACCCGCUGGAAGCCACGGACGAAGGAAUGCUUGUUUCUAGAGCUCUGAAAUGGUCGUUUCAUUUCCACGAAUGUGAACAGGGAAUUGCUACAAGUUGCUGCUAUCCAGGGAGAGACGGUUUCGCUCUGUGCGCGUGUGUGUGCGUGUGUGUGCGCGCGUGUGCGAGUGCGUGUCUGUGUGCGUGCGCCAGGCGGAUCUGCAUGUGGGAGAACCCCCAAUUCUAUCCUGCGCUGAGUCCCCAGGAAAGUUUUAAGUAAAAGAAGAGCUCCAAUCCCCGAUAAUUCCAUGCCAUUGCAGCUUGGUCAUGACCAGAAAGAGCUAAUGCCUAAUUUCUAGUUUAAGUCCAUAACUUGCACUGCUUUGAGUAAAGCUAAUAAUUGGGGACAGUCUGGAGGCUAUUUAAGAAAAAGAAAAACACUUGAAAACUUGAACAGAUUUUUUUUUUUUAGUUAAAUAUACUGUACAUUUAUGUGUUGGCUGCUACAGAGUCUCUUCCUCCGCUCCCUCCCCCGCCCGCCCCCAUUGCUUGGGCCUAGUCUGUUACUUUCAUUAAACCAUACGUUUUUGAUGCUUUCUCAGUGGAAAGGUUUCAUUGCCCAGUUGCCCACGCGGUGGGGGGGGAGAGCCGCAUUAAGCUAAGGAGCCAGGGACCUGGGUGAGCAAAAAGGGCACGAAGUUAAGGAUAUUUUACCCUCCUCAUUGUUCUUGCGGUUUUCCAAGCGUUUCCCUCGCCCCCGUGGUAACAAGAGUCUAAGAGGGCAGAAGCAAAAUGUGACUUACCUCGGACUGAUCCGAGGCAGGGCCCCUGUUCUAAUUUGUAAAAGAAUCCACACCCGCUUAACAAACCCACCCUCACCCCAUCCCCAAAUACAAGAGCUUGUGAUCUCCCUCCAUCGCUCUCAAACCAGCUGAGCAGUCACGAAUCCGCCUGGGCACAAAUGUAAAGCUAGCUGAGCACCCACAAGCAAUUUCUUCUUUAUUAUCAGGAGAUGAAUGGGGAGCCAUUAUGGUGUCUCCAGGCUCUGGGCAGUAAGCUCAGAGGAAUGGUCUGCCUCUCCCCCCCCCGCACCCCCUCCGCCGUCCUCACCCCACCCUCUGCCCAGGUCCCAUCACAGGAACAUUCUGAAUUCUAAGAUUUCCAAGGUUGUGGUUUUUUUGGUUUUUUGUUUUUUUUUUUGUUUUUUUUUUUUACUGUCAAUUAUACCUUUGUUCUGUUGUAGAGGCAACUUGCAGGUGAAGAGAAGUAGAAUCACAUUUAAUGCAUCUAGCCAUUGUACCAGGUUGUAAUUUGCAUACUUUAUUUUCUUUUUUAAACAGUUCAAAAAUGUUCAUUAUGGUCUGUUAUUCAGUAUGUGUAAUUGUGUUUAAUAGAUUUAUUCAUUUUUAAAAAAGCGGUUCUACAUUACAGAAAAUUCAAAGUUUUUUGAUGUUUAAAGGAAAAAAAAAAAAAACCCACCCCAACGAAACCCAAUGUGAUUGUGCUCAGAAAAGAGGUGUACUGUAUCCUUAAAAGGCCUGUUCAAGCACUAAGUGCAUUUACAAAUCUCUGAGAAUGUUUUUUUAUACUAAAAUUGACCAUUAUAUUCUACUGUGAGAAGUGCUGUCUGCACUAUAUUGUUUUAAAAAUGAGAGAAAACGGAAAAAAAACAAAACAAAACCCACAAGCUGUGUGUCCGAAUGUUGUUUUCCCAAAGUAAAACCAGGAUAUCA